UCUCAGCCUUGCAUCAAGAUGAGAGAAGCCAAAAUAGCCCCCUUCUCCAAUUACGGACUGCAGUGGUGUUUUGAGCAGCUGGGCAAAGAGGAGUUCCAGACGUUUAAGGCCCUCCUGAAGGAGCACGCGUCAGAACCGGCAGCGUGGUCCCUGCCGCUGGCCCAGGUGGACAGGGCCGAUGCGGAGUCCCUCGCCUCCCUCAUGCAUGAGCAUUGCAGAGCCUCUCUCGCCUGGAAGACAUCCAUCGACGUCUUUGAAAAGAUGAGCCUGUUGGCACUGUCUGAGAUGGCAAGGGACGAGAUGAAAAAGUAUCUACUGGCUGAAAUAUCAGAAGAUUCUGCACCAGCAAAGACUGCCCAAGGUCCAAGCGUGAAAGAAGUGCCAGGCCCCAGAGGGGACCCACAGGACUCCCGGGACUACCGGAUCCACGUGAUGACGACAUUCUCCACCAGGCUGGACACACCCCAGCGCUUUGAAGAAUUUGCCUCCGAGUGUCUGGACCCGCUCGCGCUGUCGGGAGCAUUUAACCCAGACCCCAGGGGGGGCUUCCGGCCUCUCACUGUGGUUCUGCAUGGACCCCCGGGGGUCGGGAAGUCCACGCUGGCCCGGAGGCUCCUGCUGUUCUGGGCUCAAGGCGACCUCUAUCAGGACUUGUUCUCCUACGUCUUCCUUCUCCGUGCCAGAGACCUCCAGGGGUCCAGGGAGACCAGCUUCGCGGAGCUCAUCUCCAGGGAGUGGCCGGACGCCCCGGUGCCGGUGGAGAAGGUCCUGUCCCAGCCCGAAAGGCUCUUGAUCGUGGUGGACGGACUCGAGGAGCUGGAGCUCGCCUUCGGAGACCAGGACUCCAGCCUGUCAGCCGACUGGGCAGAGAGGCAGCCCGCGGCCGUCCUGGCGCACAGCCUGCUGAAGAAAGUCCUGCUCCCCGAGUGCGCCCUCCUCCUCACCAUCAGGGACGCAGGCGUCCAGAGGCUCCAAGCCCUGCUCCGGUCUCCCCGUUACCUGUGGGUCGGGGGCCCCCCAGUGGAACACAGGAUGCGGUUGCUGCUCCGCGGUGGGAAGCACGGCCGUCGGAAGAUUCGAGCAUGGCACGUGGGGGCAGACCUCCAGGAGGUGCUUGACCAGCAUCAGGUACCCGUGGUGUGCGCCCUGAUCCGGGAGGCCCUCGAGCUGCAGGGGGAGCCAAGGCAAGGCCUUCCCACCUCCAGCCAGACCCUCACGGGCUUGUACGCCACCUUCGUGUUCCAUCGGCUGGCUCCCAAAGACGCCGGCCGGCGCGCGCUGAGCCAGGAAGAAUGCAUUGCCCUGAAGGGCUUGUGCCGGCUGGCCGCGGACGGCGUGUGGAACGCGAGGUUCGUGUUUGACGCCGACGACCUGGGCGUCCACGGGCUGCAGGGGCCCGAGCUCUCCGCCCUGCAGCAGGCGAGCAUCCUUCUCCCCGAUGACCGCUGCAGAAGGGGCUAUGCGUUCUCCCACCUCCGCCUCCAGGAGUUCUUUGCAGCCUUGUUCUACGUCCUGCGAGGCGUCGAGGGAGACGGGGAGGGCUGCCCUCUGUUCCCACAGAGCACCAAGAGCCUGACGGAGCUCAGGCAAGUCGACCUCAAAGCCCACCUGGUCCAGAUGAAGAGGUUCCUGUUUGGCCUCGUGAGCAGGGAGGCGACGCGGGCCCUGGAAACCCUCCUGGGCUGUCCCGUCGCCCCUGUGGCUAAGCAGCAACUUCUGCACUGGAUCUGCCUGCUGGGUCAGCAUCCCGCUGCCGCCGCCGCCCCGGACUUGCUCGAGGCCUUCUACUGCCUUUUCGAGACACAGGACGGCGAGUUUGUUCGCCUGGCCUCAAACGGCUUCCGAGAAGUGUGGCUGCAGUUGAACCGGCCGAUGGACUUAACGGUGUCUUCCUUCUGUCUCCGGCAUUGCCAGCAAUUACGGAAAGUUCGACUGGAUGUCAGAGAGACACCAAAGGAUGAGUUUGCCGAGGCAUGGCCCGGGGCUCCCCAAGGGCUGAAGAUGAAGACCCACGAUGAGCGCUGGCAAGACCUCUGCUCCAUGCUCAGCAUGCACCCAAACCUACGACAGCUCGACCUGAGCGGCAGCGUCUUGACCAAGGAGGCCAUGAAGACCCUCUGUGCCAAGCUGCGGCAGCCAGACUGUAAAAUACAGAACCUGAUAUUUAAGGGGGCUCGGGUUACCCCUGGUCUCCGUCACCUCUGGAUGACUCUGAUUAUCAACCAAAACAUUAAGCAGCUGGACCUGACGGGCUCCAGCCUGGGAGAGGAGGAGGUUCUGAUGGCGUGUGAGGCCCUCAGGCACCCGCACUGCGCGCUGGAGUCUCUGAGGUUGGAUCACUGUGGAUUAACCCAAGCCUCUUGUCGGGCGAUCUCCCAAGUGCUUGCUACAUCCGUCAGUCUGAAAUCCCUCAGCCUCAUGGGAAAUAAGGUGGCGGACCAGGGCGUGAAGUCUCUCUGUGACGCCCUGAAGGUCACACCCUGCACCCUGCAGAAGCUGAUCCUGGGGAACUGCGGGCUCACAGCCGCCGCCUGCCAGGACCUGGCCUCCGCUCUCAUCGAGAACCAGAGCUUGACACACCUGUGCCUGUCGGGCGAUGAACUGGGGAGCGAAGGCAUGAGCCUGCUGUGUCGGGCCGUGAAGCUCCCCAGCUGCGGUCUGCAGAAGCUGGCACUACACGCGUGCAGCCUGGACGUGGCUGGCUGUGGCUUCCUCGGCUUUGCGCUCAUGGGCAACAGACAUCUGACACACCUGAGCCUCAGCAUGAAUCCCCUGGAAGAUCCCGGGAUGAACCUUCUGUGCGAGGUCAUGAUGGAGCCGUCCUGUCCGCUCCGGGACCUGGAUUUGGUGAAGUGCUGCCUCACCGCCGCCUGCUGCAAGAGCCUGUCCCACGUGAUCACGAGGAGUCAGCGCCUGAGAAGCCUGGAUCUGGCCGCCAACGCCCUGGGUGACGAGGGGAUUGCAGCGCUGUGCGAGGGACUGAAGCAGAAGAACUCCCUGACAAGACUCGGGUUGGAGGCGUGUGGACUGACCUCCGAAGGCUGCAAGGCCCUCUCCGCCGCCCUCACCUGCAGCCAGCACCUGGCCAGCCUGAACCUGAUGCACAACGACCUCAGUCUCAGAGGAAUGACAAUGCUGUGUUCGGCCUUCAUGCAUCCCACAUCUAAGCUACAGACCAUCGGGCUGUGGAAAGAGCAGUACCCGGCCCGAGUAAGAAGGCUGCUGGAGCAGGUGCAGAGACUAAAGCCCCACGUGGUUAUCAGUGACGCCUGGUACUCAGAGGAGGAGGAGGACCGGCGCUGGUGGAGAUCCUGA
This is a messenger RNA of Dama dama (fallow deer), 3315 nucleotides long. It is a transcript of the gene NLRP5, whose product is annotated as NLR family pyrin domain containing 5. The transcript has 11 exons. Gene Ontology annotation, biological process: regulation of inflammatory response. The coding region runs from base 19 to 3315 and encodes 1098 amino acids. Lineage: Eukaryota; Metazoa; Chordata; Mammalia; Artiodactyla; Cervidae. Gene Ontology annotation, cellular component: cytosol; nucleus; subcortical maternal complex. Gene Ontology annotation, molecular function: protein binding. The record is from RefSeq and is a predicted model, not a curated record.